Messenger RNA from Cordyceps fumosorosea ARSEF 2679, 1545 nucleotides. Its product is annotated as GWT1-like protein. Gene Ontology annotation, cellular component: membrane; endoplasmic reticulum. NCBI's taxonomy places the organism in Eukaryota, Fungi, Ascomycota, Sordariomycetes, Hypocreales, Cordycipitaceae. The record is from RefSeq and is a predicted model, not a curated record. The coding region runs from base 1 to 1545 and encodes 514 amino acids. Gene Ontology annotation, biological process: protein localization to plasma membrane; GPI anchor biosynthetic process. The transcript has 2 exons. Gene Ontology annotation, molecular function: glucosaminyl-phosphatidylinositol O-acyltransferase activity.
AUGUCUAAUUCCACCACCUACAAACAGAGAAAGGAGGACUUUGUCUCCAACCUGUCCGGUGGACCGGUAUCCGAGAUCAACAAUGUGACGGCCGUUGCCCUGGUUGCCGUGCUGCUGUGGUCUGCCCUGCAGGCCCGCCACUCCUUCUUCCAGACCUCCGCCGCCCUCGGCCUCCUCGUCGACUACGGCCUCAACGUUUGCGCCAUUCUGCUCGCCACCACGCUCUACUCGGACGCACCGCUCCUGUUAUGCAUAUUCCUCGCGACUCCGGUAGCUCUCGUCUACAUGCUGCCGCCCUCCGGGGGAAGCAGCAGGAAGAAGCGCGCCGCCGUGCCCCCGCCGCCCCCGCCGACUACAACAGCCGACGCGACCGGACCCUCCUCUGCCCGCAGCCUGGGCAGAGGAGGAGACCCGGCGGCCCUUGACGCCGUCCCCGUCAAGCCUUUCCUGACGACCUACCGCGGCUCCAUGCAAAUCAUCACCUACAUCGCCAUCCUCGCCGUCGACUUCCGCCUCUUCCCGCGGCGCUUCGCCAAGGUCGAGACCUGGGGCACCUCGCUCAUGGACCUCGGCGUUGGCAGCUACGUCUUCACCGCCGGCGUCGUCGCCGCGCGGCCCGUCCUCAAGGAGCGGGCCAGCGGCCGCGCGCUGUCUCCCUUGACGCGCCUGCUGCGCUCCCUGCGCCACUCGGUGCCGCUGCUCGCCCUCGGCUUCGUCCGCCUGCUCAGCGUCAAGGGCCUCGAGUACGCCGAGCACGCGACCGAGUACGGCGUGCACUGGAACUUCUUCUUCACUCUCGGCUUCCUGCCGCCCUUUGUCGCGCUCUUCCAGGAGAUCCUGCGCCUGGUGCCCUCGUACGCGGCGCUGUCCAUGUGCGUCGUCGGCCUGUACGAGCUCGCGCUCAGCCGGACGCCGCUCAAGGCGUACAUCCUGACGGCCCCGCGCGGCCCCGACCUCGUGUCGAUGAACCGCGAGGGCAUCUUCAGCUUCCUCGGCUACCUGGCCAUCUUCCUCGCCGGCCAGGACCUGGGCAUGUUCGUGCUCCCGCGCAAGGUGAACCCGCGCAGCGACGCGCGCCCCGGCGUGCAGCGCAACACGCUGCUCAUGACCAUGGCCGUGUGGGCGGGCAUCUGGGUCCUGCUGUACAACGUGUCGACAAGCUACAAGUACGGGCUCGGCCUGACGGUGUCGCGGCGCCUGGCGAACCUGCCGUACGUGCUCUGGGUCGCCGCGUUUAACUCGGUGUUCGUGCUCGGGUACUGCCUCGUGGAUACCGUGUUCUUCCCCGCGUUCUACAACGCCACCGACAAGAGGGCGGAGCGUGAGGCGUAUGAGUUUGCCACGAGCAAGCUCAUGCGGGCAUUUAACCGCAACGGCCUGGGCCUAUUCCUUGUCGCCAACCUCUUGACCGGGUUGGUAAACAUGACGGUUCCGACGCUGGACGUGUCUCCGGCGGCGGCAAUGGCCAUUUUAUUGGCAUACACUGGAGCAUUGAGUAUAUUGGCGCUAGUGCUGGAUGCCUACAACAUUUCCAUAAAGCUGUAG